Messenger RNA from Baudoinia panamericana UAMH 10762, 393 nucleotides. RefSeq lists its product as uncharacterized. The transcript has a single exon. NCBI's taxonomy places the organism in Eukaryota, Fungi, Ascomycota, Dothideomycetes, Mycosphaerellales, Teratosphaeriaceae. Bases 1 to 393 code for a protein of 130 amino acids. The record is from RefSeq and is a predicted model, not a curated record.
AUGAAUGCAGACUCGCAAGAAUACCUUACCUUGGCCACUCUAACUAGCCAGCGUGAAGGUAGACUGCCAAGGCACACUAAGAGCGGCCUCGGAGCUUCCCGCUGCCGCCGAGCCGACACAUUUCGACAUGGCGGAGCGGAGCGGGCGCUGCAAGCUCAACUCACUCUCACCACUCUGCUACUUCACUGCAGUCAUUGCCAGCGGGCACGCGAAAGACCAGGCGACAGGUACUUCGCGCUCCACCGCGCACAACAGCGAACACUUGCACGCAAGAAGGCAGGCUGUCGACCGGGCCUGUCGUGGGUAACUACGAGAGGGCAGACUCGGCGCAAAGCUCGACCAAGGCUCGAUGUGCAAUCUGCACAAUGUCCAGCUACUCGGCCUCGGAGUUGA